AAAGUUGCGGUGGUGAGACCAAGUCUUUGCUGCUGCGCGUGCUGGUCGGGUCGCGGAUGACUUGCAUAGCUUAUUGAUGCUGAGAGUGUCCUCUCUGGGCCUCAAACGUUGUCAUGCCACGCCGCGGUACCAUUCAACGCGGCCGUGUCGGUCAGUUGCCGUCGCGCCUUCCAGGAAAUCGGACAACGAGUGCCUCCCCAACGACUCAAUUGAUGGGAAGGAUACCAAGAGGAACGAUGUCCUGCGUGAAUCUAAACCCGUUCACGGCAACGCCACGUCCUCGACCGUCCUCACGCGCACCGUCAUUCCACCUCUAGAGUGGCCGCAAAGGAAACCGUUUGUGUCUCGACGGGCGAGGACGACGUUCUUUGCCAAUAAAGACGCGUUCUUUUCGACUCCACCUUCACCCCCGAGCAUUGCCGCAUGGGAUGAUAAUGUAGAGCCGCCUGCUCACAUUAGUGCACAUUCUGGGAGAGUCAAUUUGGAUGCAUCGCCAGCGCUGUCGUCGGCGCAGGGGUCGGACAAAGAUUUGGAAAGGAUCAUGGCGACCACGUCAUCUGGUGAAGAAGCUUGGGCAGCAUACCAGAAGCUGUUAGCUUCUCCUCAUCGGACUUCUCCCAUCCCCUAUGCCUUGUUGCACCGGCUGGCUCGAAUUUUGGCCUCCUCGCGCACGCGCACGCGCCCGCUGUUCUUACGGCUCCUGUCUGUGCUCUCGACACUGCACACCUCGGGUGGCACCGUGCAGCUUUGGGAUUGGAACGCUCUCAUAGACUGCGCUGGCAAGGGAUGGCGGAAAACACGGCUCGAAGAUUUACAAGCCGCACUGGAUGUUUACAGGGACAUGAUUGCUCAAAAUGCACCUGGUGCGACAUUCAGCGGUCAGCAUAGAAGACCUCCUUCUCCCUCCCCCUCCCCUGGUCCCAACAUCAAUCGUCCGGCCAUUAAACCGGACACGGUUACUCUCACUACUCUUGUGAACAUUGCCGGGCGCACGUUGGACCAGUCCAGUCUCCGCUAUGCGCUCAAACUUUUCGAGUCAUCCGGUCUUACCCGAAAUCGAAUAACCUAUUUGGCUCUCGUUAGAUACUUUACGCGCAAGAACGACCUAGUCGGCGUACGAGAUACCCUUCACAACAUGAGAGGAGACGGCUUCGAGCUCGAUAUAGACGGACUCAACGCUUGCAUAUGGGCUUUUGCUCGGAACGGUCACAUGAACCUUGCAGGCCUGGUAUAUCGCAUCAUCAGGCAUCACCAUCUACCCGAGGACGAGACCGAAUACAACAGCAUUGACGCUGCAAAACAACAGCUUGCACGGAUGGAAGGUAUUACAAUCCCGGAUGAUGUCAAAUCUGACGCCAUCACGUUCUAUACACUCAUCCAGUGUUACGCGUAUCACGGUGACCUCGUUCAAUCGCUUGAGGUCUUCAGAGACAUGAUGCUGUUGAAUGAAAAAUACAACUUCUCGAAUGACAGCCACAAGCCGAAUCCUGCCUUCGCAGAGGAGCCAUCAUCUACACUUCCUGCUUUCCGAGCCAUCUUUCUCGGCUUCGCUCGUCAUGGCGAGGCUCGAACAUUGAAAGAAGAUCAAACACUGUCACGCCAUCUGAAGAGAUCACAGUGGACGAUGGCGAAUUUAGAUGCACUUUUCGAUUCUUUCCUCACGUUAACUCAUGAAUCGAAGCCGAGCGAGAGGACUAUCUAUUGGAUUCUUGUGGCCUUCAAGAGGCUGAGCGGACGUGACAAACCGAAGCUACAACGUGUUUGGCAGAAGCUCGAAGAUAAGUUUGGAGGCGGAUGGGGUGGACGAUUGGAACGUUUCAGGAAGAGGAUCCACGAUGAAUGA
This is a messenger RNA of Laetiporus sulphureus 93-53, 1843 nucleotides long. RefSeq lists its product as uncharacterized. NCBI's taxonomy places the organism in Eukaryota, Fungi, Basidiomycota, Agaricomycetes, Polyporales, Laetiporaceae. Bases 77 to 1843 code for a protein of 588 amino acids. The record is from RefSeq and is a predicted model, not a curated record. The transcript has 2 exons. Gene Ontology annotation, molecular function: protein binding.